CUUUUAUGUCAGACUCGACGUUAUAAACUUAGCUCUACUCAACUGUCGACUCAAACUCCCUGAACGCAUCAUAGACUCCUGUCUUCUUAUCAGUAACCAUGUCUGCUGAAGUCUCUCAUGGUCGCGGCGGCGCAGGCAACUUCAAGCCUGACGAUACCGAGUAUGUCGACGGCGAGGUUGUUCGAACUGGCGUUGUUGGAAGCCACGGUGAUGGCGCGUACAGUUCUGGUCGUGGAGGUGCUGGCAACAUCGCUGACAUAGGCACACCCACCACCGAGCGCAAGGAUGUGGACAUCAUCCCCGAGACUGCUGUCCGACCAAGCCAAGACGGCCGAGACUACCAUACCGGUCGUGGAGGCGCUGGUAACGCGCAGACCGCAGGUUCUGAGAAGGAGUCCGAGGAGCGCGAGAAGCCUGUGAUCAAGACUCCUGUUGGUCUUGCUGACAAGCUCAAGUCCAAGAUCUUUGGCCACAAGAAGUAGACUCCUGUUCGAUUGUCCGUGACAAGUCUCGAAUUGCGACUUGACCUUGAGGAGGCGGGAUUUAUCGUUCUCAGGUUGCGUUAUCGUUGAUAUUGGUUAUUGUGGAAAUACCCCUGAUGCCAUACUGUUCUUCUGAAUAAUUUGAUUUCUAUCGUGUCGCUUGCUUUAUCGCGCAAUGCGCGAGCAUGUGGG
This is a messenger RNA of Fusarium oxysporum Fo47, 674 nucleotides long. RefSeq names its product DUF3602 domain-containing protein. The transcript is spliced from 2 exons. The record is from RefSeq and is a predicted model, not a curated record. The coding region runs from base 99 to 482 and encodes 127 amino acids. NCBI's taxonomy places the organism in Eukaryota, Fungi, Ascomycota, Sordariomycetes, Hypocreales, Nectriaceae.